This is a messenger RNA of Ectocarpus siliculosus, 2435 nucleotides long. Lineage: Eukaryota; Phaeophyceae; Ectocarpales; Ectocarpaceae. The record is from the annotation of a GenBank genome assembly.
GGUUUUCGAAGGGAGGCAUGGGCAAGCAGGGGGAGCUCAUGGAGCAGAUGGCGAAGGCGCAGCGGGACAGGAUGAAGAGGGAGCUCGAGGAGAAGCUGAGGGAGAGCGGGGACUUGCCCAAAGAGGAAGACGACCAUGCCGCCAAGCCUGCCGCGGCGAAAGGGGCGGCGGCAAGAAUCAAGCCCGACCGGUCCUGGCGACAAGCGGGCGCCGCCAAGCCCCCUUCCGCCUCGGCCAGCGCGCCAGCAGCGGCAGGAACAGGGGCGCCGGCGAAGACGGGCGCGGCAGGCGUCGGGGGUAAGGUGUGGCCUAGCACGCGGGAGGAGGGGCGGUCCGGGGACGAGUACGAGGAGUACAACCAGUUGCUGGAGAGCACGGGGGAUCACAGCGGAUCCCGCAAGUCGCCAGAAGUCGAAAACCCUCGCGCUGUGUACACGGACUGGGAGACUAUGCGAGACAAGGCGCAGUGGGACGCCGUCGUUGCCGGCAAGAAGCCGGUUGGUAACCGUUCUCCGGUAGCGUCCGAGACCGAAUACAGCGACUUCGAGGCGAUGCUCAGUGGUGGAGCUCGGAUCUCGUCCAACAGCCUGGGGCUGAAGGCGGCGGAAAAAAAACUCGCAAAGCGUGUAGAGAAGAAGGUGGAACUAGCGUUUUCGCGAGGGGAUUUCGCGCCACUGGACCCUUGGCGCCUGCUCUCUGACACGGACGGCAAUAAGGUAAACUUUGGUCUUUUCCAGGGCACGAAGCCCCUGCUGGUGGUUGCGGAACCGAAGCCGGGGAGUGGCGCAAUGAAGCAAGCCAUGUACGAGCUCAACACGCGCAUGCCUCGAAAGUGGGUGGAGGUAGUGGCGGUCACCGGGGAUCCGCGGGGGAGCAACCGCAAGGUGGUCAAGAAGAGCCGCUUCUUUUUCCCCGGGUUCAGGGAGGAGGGGGGGGAGGGGAUGCGGGGGUAUGGGGUCACCCGGGGGGGGUUCCGGGAGAAUAGGCCUUUUUUGAUCGAGCGGGAUUUGGGGGGGAUCGUCAACGUGUGGUCGAACUUUGAUGCCCUCUCUUUGGUGGACCUCGUGAAGGGUCACUUCAAUCCAGACCGAUGAUGGCGGGGGGGGGGACACUGCGGACGCGAACGCGGGCGACUGCUGCGAUAUGAUUGGCCAACGGCCGACGGAUCUCUGACCCCUGUCUUGCCGGAUGGUGUCGCUCUUGUUGCCGAGUGUGCGGUUAGGGGGAGAAGCUGUGCAGCUGAUCAUGUACCUUGAAAUCGAUUAGAUGCUUCCCGAGCAUUGUAAGAGGCGUUGGAGCUCGAGGGAAUACUCGCGCUGCUGAAUCCGCGCGUGCACACAGAAUUGGACCCUGGUUGUUGUUGGGUUGCUUGUUUCCGACUCUUUCGUUUUUCCUGGCUGGCCGGGGUAGAGGGGACAGCAUAGGGAGCUCGCCAUCGUCCGGUACAUGCCUCUUGGGUGCGGGAUAUGUUCGUAGUCCAGAGGCUGUUUGUUCACGAUGAGGACGUGUCUUUGGUUGAAACAUAUGGCAGCCGCUGUGUGGUGGCGGUACCGCCGCGUGGUUUUUUAUCUCCAGCUUGGGGAAAGGAGAUACGACUUCAUGUCGAAAAACUUGCAUCUGUCCAAGCCAUCCGCGAUGUAAGUAUCUCGAGAGUUUGGAAAGGCCAUUGAUGUCAUGAGACCGUAGCUUAGGUCCCUAGCUACAAUAGAUUGCUCCAUUUCUCGGCUGCGGAGACUAAACCCGAGGUGUGCUCGUUGUGUGCUUGCUUGUCUUCUCAGGCUACUGCUGCAGCACAUGCACGAUGUCGGAAAAAAGUAUGCUACGGUACAGGACGAUAGAACUGGCGGGUUAUUGGAUCCACCGGGUUGGUCGAUGCCGCCAUGUCGUUGCUCCGUGAAAAGGGAUGCCGAUAUGAUUGAUUGCUGUUAUCCACACGCCAUGACCCGAAGGGACUGCUGUUCGUGUGUGCUCUCUUGUCUGGUGGCUGCUUCGAGGGCGCAACUCAUGAGAACGCCUCAAUGGAUGCCCGUGUGUGUACCGCAUACAUGCAUGCAUAUUGUGCCAAGGUUUCGCAACCGGCCAUCUUUUUAUAGCGCCGCCGAUCGUUCCGGUGUAUAGGCCUGUAUUUUGUAUGGCGGCAGGUUGAUGGAGUGCAGAAAUCGAAUACUCCGUAGAAGUACUGUGGGAUGUGUUCGUGGGUUGAAAGCCUGACGGACCCGGGCAUUGAACUUUUAUUGAGAGGCACACUGACCUGGACCACUAUGUAGGUAGCCAUAGACCAGGGUCGACUUUUGUUCGUGAUGCGGCUUUUUCGCCGUACGGAAUCCUUGCAUCGAUUUCGAUGUGGUCAAAACGGGGUGCAAUCCACAAUGCCUGGUGGCAAAUUUCUUGUUGCUGUAUACUCGGUUUCGGAUGAACGAAUAUACCUGCUCACC